Pygocentrus nattereri (red-bellied piranha) is the source of this 2946-nucleotide messenger RNA. RefSeq lists its product as uncharacterized. The transcript is spliced from 10 exons. The record is from RefSeq and is a predicted model, not a curated record. The coding region runs from base 618 to 2198 and encodes 526 amino acids. Gene Ontology annotation, biological process: negative regulation of autophagy. NCBI's taxonomy places the organism in Eukaryota, Metazoa, Chordata, Actinopteri, Characiformes, Serrasalmidae.
GGCUAAGUGGUAGGGGCGAGGGGUGAAAUGGGAUUGGGCCUAAGUGUAUUUGAGUUUACAACAGCUUGACAUAGUUUGAGGCGGGUGUGUGAUGACUUAGGCACUGUUUAUACAGAAGCACUAAUUGGUGCACACAAGCUUCCAAUACUUGUUAGCUACAUUAACUACCUUUGCAGCUCCAGCGCAGAACUGAAGAGGUAAACAUCAGACACCAAGCAUGAUCGACUACAUUUAGUGUAACAGGAAAGAAUUGUGUAAAAUAGGCUUGUGGCCAAAAAGGGCAACUUCUGGUCUGACCAGCCUUGUUUACCUUGUUUACAUCUUGCAGCAGUAGGAGAAAACUCGGUGGACGCAAACACUUUAUUCAGCUUGUUGCUUCUUUCACUGAGUUUCUAAGCCAAGCACGACUAACUUACUUUGUAGUGAAUUUCUUCGUGAUCAUGUCUGUGCCGCUGCCGUCCUUUCAAGUGCGCUUGACUUCUUCUCUUUGAAAUAUCCUCAUGGAGGCCUGCAUCUCGUACUGAGCUUGUGAGAAAAAAGGCUAAACACUGCCUUUGUGUCACUCUUCCUGCUUUUCUGUAUGAGGACAAAGCCAGCUGCGCUAAACUGGUCAGAACAUGUUCUGUAUGUCAAGGAAACAGGACCCUGAUGGUGCAGAUAAGCUACUUUUCUCUGUUACGUCUCCGGGUACUGUAACAGCAGCCAAGCUAAUAACAACUGGCUCAUCAGGUACCAUCAUUAUCAAGUGUAAGGACCUCCGCAUUCUCCAGCUUGAUAUUCCCGGAAUGGAAGAGUGCCUUAACAUCGCCAGCUCUAUAGAGGCUCUUUCCUCCCUGGAGAGCAUCACAGAAAUGUACCCAUUCUUCCACCGGCCACGUGAGCUCAGUCUAAAUGAUCCCUGGGGUCUCUCCUCUCCAGAGCAGGACUACGUACAAACAGAGAGACUGUGGGACAGGUGGAGGCUGAGCAAAGUCAACUCAGAUUUCUCAGUGUGUCCGUCAUACCCUGGUGCCAUGAUUGUACCCCGAACUGUAGACGAUGACGCACUCGUGAAGGCCGCGCGGUUCCGACAGGGUGGAAGGUUCCCCGUGCUCUGCUACUGUCAUCACAGAAACAGCAUGGUGAUCAUGCGUUGCAGCCAGCCCAUGACGGGAGCCAAUAGGAAGCGAUGCAGGGAGGACGAGCUCCUCCUCCAGGCAGUGAUUGACGAAUCAGAGUUGGGUUACGUCAUAGACACACGCUCCGCCCAGCAAGCUCAGCAGGCCAGGAUGACAGGAGGAGGGUUUGAGUCCAAAUCCUUCUACCGACCCUGGAGGAGGAUCCAUAGACACAUGGAGAGAGGAAAGGUGUUGCAGGAAAGUUUGAUCAAGCUGGUAGAAGCAUGUGGCGACCCAUCUCACAAUAUGGACCGCUGGCUGAGCAAGCUGGAGAACUCCAAAUGGCUGUCUCACGUUCACAGUGCUCUGUCCACAGCAGGCCUGGUGGCAGAGUGUGUGGAGAGGGAUGGUCACUCAGUGCUGGUGCAUGGCUCUGACGGGACGGACACCACGUUAUUGGUGACCUCACUGGCUCAGGUCAUCCUAGAUCCUGCCUCCAGAACAUUCAGAGGUUUCCUUCAACUACUGGAGAGAGAGUGGGUUCAGGCAGGCCACCCAUUUCAGCAGCGCUGCGCCCGUUCAGCCCACUCUCAUGCCCGUCUAAGGCAAGAGUGCCCGUCCUUUGUGCUGCUGCUGGACUGCAUGUGGCAGAUAUGGAGGCAGUUCCCACUGGCGCUGGAGUUCAGCGAGGCUCUGCUGCUGAGGCUGGCGCAGGAAGCCUACGCCUCUGACUACGGCACCUUUCUCUGCAACAACGAACAGGAGCGAUGUACUUUAGGGGUGAAGGAAAACACUCACUGUUUGUUCCAGUUCCUCUUGCGGUGUAGCGAGAGAGAGAAAUACAUUAACCCACUGUAUGAACCCACAGAGCUGGCUAUCUGGCCUUCGGUGCAGCCACAGUCUCUCCAAUUAUGGACUGGUCUGUUCCUCAGGUGGACCGAGCAUGCUGAAACAAUGGCCGAGGCUCGAGAAGAAAUCUGGACUAUCAUUAAAGAGCACAGAGAGAGAACUGGAGCUGAGGAGACCACACACACACCUCCUACCCAUCGCGACACCUUCACCGCUGUGGAGAAUCUCAUGGAUGAGUUGACUAUACUCUGACCUCAAGAGGGCGUCCAUUCCUAUUCAAAUCAAGGCAAACAAUAACCGUUUCCAUUCGGUUCGUCGCGGCCGCAAGAGGGAAGCAGAAGCCUAACUGAGUUUGAGCUACGUUUGCUUUGGCAGUCUGCAUUACUAGAUGUUGCACAAACAUUGACAGAAUACUUGAUCUUGCUUUUAACCACUGGACUCAGUAUUUAUUCUUCCCUUCCACAGAGGAUGUCAGAUCAUUUCACUGUGACCAUGUGACUUGUGACAGUCUGAGCCUCUUCACGCUGUGGUCACAUCGUGCCUCAAUAUACCACCUUGUGGAUGAGAUACGUAACUACUGUUAACAGAAAUGUCUUCUAAUUAUUUAAAAUGAAACCUAUAUUAUUUAAUUUAUUGUGGUCCACAUAAGCCAAGAAUAUGCGUAAUUCUUCCUUCUUCUUAAGUUUAUUCAGGUAAUAUUCAACAUAUAUGAAUAUCAGUGCAACUUCAGUCACAGCAAGAUUUUUCAUAAAAUAGCUCUACACCUGUCUUUGCCUGUGUAGAUAUCAGCAUGCACUUGCUUCAUGUUCAUGUGCAUAGAAUAACUGGGCAAGUGUGAAUGAAGUAAGAGGGGAAUGUUUUAAAAAAUGUUAAAAAUGUAGUUGGUAUUCAAUUCAUAUGUAUUUUUAGGGACUGUACCUGAUUGCAUACUUUAUUGAAUAUGACUGAAUUGAUUCUAAUCAUCUAAAUUAAAGCCGUUGUAUCAAAAUAUUCAGAUCAA